AUGGCCUCCUGUACCCUUGUCUCUGGUCUCCCCUGGUCUCUCCCUCCCCUCCCACCGGGGCCUGCCCCUACCUGCGUUCCUUGCGUCGAGGGACGGCAGCACGCCGCUCCUCACUCCACCGAGUUCCCUCCGACGGAGGCUCCCCUGCAGACUCUACACAUGGACGUGUGGGGCCCAGCCCGCGUCCGUGGACAGGGUCACGAGCGUUACUUUCUGCUGGUCGUUGACGACUACUCGCGUUACACUACAGUCUUCCCCUUGCGCCGCAAGGGUGAGGUCACUGAGGUGUUGAUCACCUGGAUCCGCGCUGCCCGUCGCCAGCUCAGCGAGAGUUUCGGCUCGGACCUUCCUGUUCUGCGUCUGCACUCAGACAGAGGUGGUGAGUUUUCCUCCGACCUUCUGCGGGCCUUCUGUCGUGCGGAGGGCAUCCGCCAGACGUUCACGCUUCCGGCCUCCCCACAGCAAAAUGGGAUUGCUGAGCGCCGCAUUGGCAUGGUCAUGGACGUCGCUCGUACGUCCAUGAUCCAUGCCGCUGCUCCCCAUUUUCUGUGGCCGUUCGCAGUUCAGUACGCUGCGCAUCAGAUCAACCUUCAGCCUCGUGUCUCCUUGCCGGAGACCACACCUACUCUGCGGUGGACGGGGAAGGUCGGCGAUGCGUCUGUGUUCCGUGUCUGGGGAUCUCGAGCUUUUGUCCGCGAUUCUUCCGCGGACAAGCUGUCCUCCCGUGCUGUUCCCUGCGUCUUCCUUGGCUUCCCCCCUGACGCGCCUGGGUGGCAGUUUUACCACCCCACCUCGCGUCGUGUUCUGUCCUCUCAGGACGUCACGUUUGACGAGUCGGUAUCUUACUACCGUCUCUUUCCCUACCGCACUGCCCCUCUCCCCCCCCCGCCGCUCUUCCUAGCACCAGCCUGUCGAGGUAGCUGUCGACUCUGGUGCUCUAGGGGUGCUGAGCCUGCGGGUGCGGGGCCUGGGGGUGCUGAGCCUGGGGUUGCUGAGUCUGAGGGUGCGGAGCUUGGGGGUGCUGAGCCUGAGCGUGCGGAGCCUGGGGGUGCUGAGACUGGGGGUGCUGAGUCUGGGGUUGCUGAGCCUGAGCGUGCUGAGCCUGGGGGUGCUGAGCCUGAGCGUGCUGAGUCUGGAGGUCCUCCGGGUGUCUUGUCACGGCAGGAGCCCCUCUCUCCACAGCAGCUGCGCGAGUGGUACGCUCGGCGCUGUAGCCGUGCUGCUGGAGCUAGGGGGCCUACCGCUGGAGGUGCUACUGGAGCUGUAGCUGCUAGAGGUACUGCUGGUGCUGGAGCUGCUGGAGGUGCUGGAGUCGCUGGUCCCGGAGGUGCUCGUACUGGAGGUACCGGAGCUGUUGGAGCUGGAGCUGCUGGAGGUACUGCUAGUGCUGGAGCUACUGGAGGUGCUGGAGUCGCUGGUCCCGGAGGUGCUCGUACUGGAAGUACUGGAGCUGCUGGAGGUGGAGCUGCUGGAGGUACUGCUGGUGCUGGAGCUGCUGGAGGUGCUGGAGCCGCUGGUCCCGGAGGUGCUCGUACUGGAGGUACUGGAGCUGCUGGAGCUGGUGGUGCUGCAGGAGUUGGAGCUGUUGCUGCUGGAGGUGCUGCUGGUGCUGGAGCUGGUGGUGCUGAGGGAGUUGGAGCUGGAGACCCUGGCGCUGGGGGUACUGGUACUGUCUCUGCUGGUUCAGGAGGCGCUGCGCGGCCGCGGCCGUACUUCGUUCCCCUCCUUCAGCAGGUUCUUGGUCUCCCGCCUUCUACUGGUCCUACUCCUCCGUUACUGUGUCCACAGCCUGUCCAGUGGCAGUCGCAGUUACAGCUAGCCUCUCCACUGCCUGGUCCUUCUCCUUACUCUAGGCCAACUAGGGGUCUUACGGAGCGUCGUGAGCCUGACUCUCGUCCUGUGUUGCCUGAGUCUCGUCCUGGGUCACUUGAGUCUCGUCCUGCGUCGCAUGUUCGCGCUGUUCACACUGGUCGUCGUGUUUCGCGUCAGCGUCCUCCUGCUGUCCCAGGCACGCACCAGAUGGCACUUCGUCCUUCCACUGCUCCACAGCGUGUCCCUCUGCCGUCUCCUCCUGCGUCCUCUCUUCCUGACGUUGCUGACCCGCCGUCAGACCUUGCUUGUGCUGCCAGUCCUACUGUCACGCGUCUUCUCGCUACUGUUGUCAGUGACCCUUCGUUUGAGUCCACUGCUGCGUCUGCCCUAGUUGCUGAGCUUGUUGACUUUGCUACCGCCUGUCGUCUAGACUACGCUGCUAGUCUUGUUGCUGAGUCUGAGUCUGUCUGUCCUCCGUCCGUCGGGGGUGAGUGUGCUCUUGGCACGGACGUCGUUGAGGACAGGCACGAGGACUUUGAGUGCUUUGCAGCUGCUGUACCUCAUCUCGUGUCCAUGCUGAUUGCACCUGAGGGAGACCCGGAUGCACCAGACAUCCCGACCCCGCGCUCUUACGCAGAGGCGAUUGAGGGUCCGUACUCCUCUCAGUGGCAGACAGCCAUGGACGCAGAGAUGGCAUCCUGGAAGUCCACAGGCACUUACGUUGACGAGGUUCCCCCACCUGGGGCGAACAUCGUCAGUGGCAUGUGGAUUUUCAGGGUGAAGCGGCCGCCGGGUUCUCCGCCUGUCUUCAAGGCGCGUUACGUUGCACGUGGCUUCAGUCAGCGACAGGGAGUUGACUUCUUCCAGACCUUCUCCCCCACCCCGAAGAUGACUACUCUUUGGGUUCUGCUGCACGUCGCCGCUCAGAGUGACUACGAGCUUCACUCUCUUGACUUCAGCACUGCUUUCUUACAGGGCAGCCUGCACGAGGAGAUCUGGCUGCGCCGCCCACCGGGCUUCACUGGGUCGUUUCCUGCAGGUACCCAGUGGAGCCUCCGGCGGCCAGUCUACGGUCUUCGCCAGGCGCCUCGCGAGUGGCACGACACACUGAGGACGACGCUUGCGGCUCUUGGGUUUGCUCCUUCAACUGCUGACCCGUCGCUGUUUCUACGCACCGACACUUCUCUGCCGCCGUUCUACAUCCUCGUGUACGUCGACGACUUGGUCUUUGCCACUGCUGACACUGCUGGACUGGCCUUUGUGAAGUCGGAGCUGCAGAAGAGACACACGUGCACAGACCUGGGUGGGCUGCGCAGCUAUCUUGGCUUGCAGAUCACCCGGGACAGAGCACGGCGCACCAUUACCUUGACUCAGUCACACAUGGUGCAGCAGGUCCUUCAGCGCUUCGGCUUCGAGUACUCCUCGCCACAGGCCACUCCUCUGCCUACCGGUCACUCGCUCUCAGCUCUGCCUUCAGAUGAGUCCGUAGAGCCGAGUGGCCCGUAUCGAGAGCUUGUGGGCUGCCUCAUGUACCUGAUGACCUGCACUCGACCUGACCUCGCUUACCCUCUUUGCAUCCUGGCUCGCUACGUUGCGCCCGGGAGACACCGACCAGAGCACUGGAAGGCCACUAAGAGGGUGAUGCGCUACUUGUGCAGUACAUCGGGCAUGGGGCUCGUGCUUGGAGGACGGGCUCGAGUUGUCCUCACCGGUCACGCAGACGCUUCUUGGGUUGACGACUUGGCUACGCAGCGGUCGUCACAGGGUUACACCUUCAGCCUUGGCUCCGGCUCUGUUUCGUGGCGGUCUACCCGCUCGUCUUCUGUUCUCAGCUCCAGUUGUGAGGCUGAGAUCUACGCAGGGGCCAUGGCUGCACAGGAGUUACGCUGGCUCACCUACCUGCUGAACGACUUGGGCGAGCCGCCUCGUUCUCCUCCAGUUCUGUACGUCGACAACAAGGCCAUGAUUGCCUUGUGUCAGGAGCACAGACUGGAGCAGAGAACGAAGCACAUCGCUCUGCGCUACUUCCUUGCUCGAGAGCUGCAGCAGCGUGGUCAGCUUCGUCUUGUCUACGUGGCCUCUCAGGCCAACACAGCUGAUGUCUUCACCAAGGCACUCCAGCCUUGUGAUCAUCAGCGUUUCUGUACUGUUCUAGGCCUUGUGCCUACUUGGCCUCACUUGCUCACUUCUUGA
Messenger RNA from Closterium sp. Naga37s-1, 4005 nucleotides. NCBI's taxonomy places the organism in Eukaryota, Viridiplantae, Streptophyta, Zygnematophyceae, Desmidiales, Closteriaceae. The record is from the annotation of a GenBank genome assembly.